AUGUCUGGCAAUAACUGCACUGCUGUGACUGAAUUCAUUCUUUUGGGGUUAACAGAUGAUCCAACCCUUCGUAUCAUUCUCUUUCUGAUAUUCCUGGGUGUCUAUACAGUCACAUUAGUUGGUAACCUUACCUUAAUUAUAUUGAUCAGAAUUAGCUCCCAACUUCAUACUCCAAUGUACCUUUUCCUCAGUCACUUGGCUUUUGUGGAUAUUGAAAUUUCCUCAUCUAUCACACCUCUCAUGCUCAUGAAUUACCUCAAGGACAUAACCUUAAUCUCUCUGCCAGGGUGUUUGACCCAAUUGUGCUGGGGAGCCACCUUUGGGACAGCUGAAUGCUUCCUACUGGCUGCGAUGGCCUAUGAUCGGUAUAUGGCCAUCUGUAAUCCCCUACUCUACUCCAUUAACAUGACUUCUAAGGUCUGUACUCUAUUACUCAUCACGUCCUAUGUGGGUGGCUCUGUGAAUGCUUGGUUCUUUAUUGGUUGCUUAUUGAAUCGGUCUUUCUGUGGAGACAAUAAAAUCAAUCACUUUUUUUGUGAUUAUUCACCACUUUUGAAACUUUCCUUCUCUGAAGAUAAUCUUGCUGAAAUUCUUCCUCCUGCCUCUGCUGCAUUAGUACUUAUGAGCACAGUAUUCAUUAUCAUGAUUUCUUAUGUAUACAUCCUCUUUUCUGUCUUGAAGAUAAACUCUACUGAGGGGAGAUCCAAAGCUUUCUCAACUUGUACUUCCCAUCUCACAGCAGUCACUCUGUAUUAUGGAACCCUUACUUUAAUUUAUGCAAUGCCCAAGUCUAGCUAUUCAUCAGAUGAAAAUAAAGUGAUUUCUGUUUUCUACAGUGUAAUGAUCCCCAUGUUGAACCCCCUAAUCUACAGUUUAAGGAACAAUGAAGUAAAAGGAGCCCUAAGAAAACUGAUGAGUAGGAAAGAUUUUUUUCGCUCAAAUCCCAUGUUCUGCAAGAAGUGUUCCCUCUCUAACUAA
This is a messenger RNA of Antechinus flavipes (yellow-footed antechinus), 978 nucleotides long. Its product is annotated as olfactory receptor 508-like. Gene Ontology annotation, molecular function: olfactory receptor activity; G protein-coupled receptor activity; odorant binding. The coding region runs from base 1 to 978 and encodes 325 amino acids. NCBI's taxonomy places the organism in Eukaryota, Metazoa, Chordata, Mammalia, Dasyuromorphia, Dasyuridae. The record is from RefSeq and is a predicted model, not a curated record. The transcript is spliced from 2 exons. Gene Ontology annotation, cellular component: membrane. Gene Ontology annotation, biological process: sensory perception of smell; G protein-coupled receptor signaling pathway.